AUGGCGUCCGCUUCUACUUCCACUGGUGCUACGAAGCCCAGCAACCCAGUGAUUCGCCGGACUGUCACAUCGACCACCGUGAAUGACUCCGAGUCAUCAGCGGCUGUCAGUCCCUCGGACUCGCCCCGCCAUUCGGCCUCUUCGACAUCUCUCUCCUCCAUGUCCUCCGUGGACAUGGGUGCGGCCAAGACUGAUGAAUAUGCCAACCUCGUGGAUCUGAACGGCAACUCAUUCACGCCUCCCGACUAUACCAUCAAGGACAUUCGCGAUGCUAUCCCCAAGCAUUGCUUCGAGCGUUCUGCUAUUCGCGGGUGGUCAUACAUUCUUCGCGACAUGGCCUGCUUGGCGACGACAUUUUACCUUUUCAACACCUUCAACAUCCCCGAGUACGUCCCCAAUGUUGCCGCUCGCGCUCUCCUCUGGGCCCUGUACACCAUCCCUCAGGGUCUGUUUGGCACUGGCCUGUGGGUUAUUGCUCACGAAUGUGGCCAUGGAGCGUUCUCCGCCUCCAGGAAGAUCAACGAUGCCACUGGCUGGCUGCUGCACUCCGCUCUGUUUGUGCCCUACUUCAGUUGGCAGAUCUCGCACAGCAAGCAUCACAAGGCCACUGGUCACAUGGAGCGUGACAUGGUCUUCGUCCCACGCACGCGUGAGCAAUACGCCAACAAAGUUGGCCACCUUAUUCACGAGCUGUCGGAGCUUACCGAGGAGACGCCCAUUUACACCCUGUCCAUGCUCAUUGGCCAGCAGCUGAUCGGCUGGCCUCACUACCUCAUCACCAACGUCACGGGCCACAACUUUCACGAGCGCCAGCGUGAGGGUCGCGGCAAGGGCAAGAAGAACGGAGUGGGCGGAGGCGUCAACCACUUCAACCCGAGCAGCCCUCUCUACGAGCAGAAGGAUGCCAAGCUCAUUGUUCUUUCGGAUAUUGGCAUCGCCUUGAACGCCGCUGUCCAGAUCUACCUCGGCAACACUUUCGGCUGGGCCAACAUGGCUGUGUGGUUCUGGGUACCUUGGCUCUGGGUCAACCACUGGUUGGUUGCCAUCACUUUCCUUCAGCACACCGACGCCACCCUUCCCCAUUACACUGCCGAUGAGUGGAAUUACGUCCGUGGGGCUGCUGCCACCAUCGACCGAGACAUGGGCUUUGUUGGACGCCAUCUUCUCCACGGCAUCGCCGAGACACACGUUCUGCACCACUACAUUAGCAGCAUCCCAUUCUACAACGCAGAUGAGGCAUCCGACGCCAUCAGGCCGGUCAUGGGCAAGCACUACCGCGCUGAUACCGAGGGUGCACUAGUAGGUUUCAUCAAGGCCAUGUACAAGAGCGCCCGUACCUGUCAGUGGGUUGAGCCCAGCGCAGAUGCUCAGGGCGCCGGCAAGGGUAUCCUGUUUUUCCGCAACCGCAACGGUCAGGGAACUCCUCCCAGCAAAAUGCAGGCGCAGUAA
Emericellopsis cladophorae is the source of this 1449-nucleotide messenger RNA. Its product is annotated as Delta(12) fatty acid desaturase-like protein. Gene Ontology annotation, biological process: lipid metabolic process. The record is from RefSeq and is a predicted model, not a curated record. Gene Ontology annotation, molecular function: oxidoreductase activity, acting on paired donors, with oxidation of a pair of donors resulting in the reduction of molecular oxygen to two molecules of water. NCBI's taxonomy places the organism in Eukaryota, Fungi, Ascomycota, Sordariomycetes, Hypocreales, Bionectriaceae. Bases 1 to 1449 code for a protein of 482 amino acids. The transcript is spliced from 2 exons.